Phanerochaete carnosa HHB-10118-sp is the source of this 1063-nucleotide messenger RNA. RefSeq lists its product as uncharacterized. The record is from RefSeq and is a predicted model, not a curated record. The transcript is spliced from 6 exons. Bases 1 to 816 code for a protein of 271 amino acids. Lineage: Eukaryota; Fungi; Basidiomycota; Agaricomycetes; Polyporales; Phanerochaetaceae.
AUGGACUUGGGCUUGGACGGUGUUCACGUACUCGUUACAGGUGCUAGCGGGGGGAUAGGUCUGGAGACCGCCCGACUGUUCCUCAAGCAAGGUGCCAAAGUGACAUGCCACUACCGGUCGAACCCGUCGACGCUGGCAGCCCUGCAAUCCGAGUUUGCAGGGACGCAGGUUCAGAUCCUGCAGGCGGACCUAACGCAGGAGUCGGACACGCAGCAUAUCUUCAACGAGGCGAGCCGUUCAUUUGGACCCGUGCAAGUUAUUGUCGUAAAUCAUGGGUACUGGCCCCCGGAGGACGUCCCGGUUGCGCGCAUGACGCUCGCCCAAUGGAAUGCGACGGUCUCCACGGAUCUUACGUCGAGCUUCCUCGUUAUCCGGGACUAUCUUAAUGGCCUCGAGCGUGCGAGCGUCGCUGCGAAGGACAAGGCGGCGAUCGUGAUGAUAGGUAGCACCGCUGGAAAGUACGGCGAGGCUGGCCAUGCCGACUAUGCGGCGUGUAAGAGCGCGAUGAUGUAUGGUUUGACCAUGUUCAUGAAGAACGAGAUCGUGAAGAUCGCUCCCAGAGGACGGGUGAACUGCGUCGCGCCUGGCUGGGUUCGCACGCCGAUGGUAACGUCCGCGCUAGAGAAUCCCUCAGUGAUUUAUCAGGCACUCGCCACAACCCCUCUAAGAAAGGUCGCCGAACCGCAAGAUAUCGCGUCCCAGGUGGUCCUGCUCUCGUCAGCUUCAGCGUCUGGCCAUGUCACCGGCCAGGUUGUCAUGGUAGAAGGGGGUAUGGAAGGUCGACUAUUGAAUCGGCCUGAAGAUGUACUUGCCUAGACUUACAAUGGAAGAGAAGGAACAUGCAUCCUCUUGGUCAUGCCGCGCCGUAUCGUGCGAUGCGCUACCUCGGGAAACCGGCACUACUUCAUUGCCUUGGACCAUGAAUCAGUUCAGUAGAGCGAGCAUCUGCUCUUCCACGCUUUGCUUGUGUGCACGCAGCAAGGUUGAUCCGCUGUCCGCUCGGUGCGGGGCAGAUUUGAAAUGCUAGCCGGUUAGAAUACUUCUGAAGGGAGAUGGCGCGCGG